UGCUGCUGCUGCUGCUGCUGCUGCUGCUGCGGAGGACGGGGGGGAGGAGGAGGAGGAGGAAGCAGCGCGCGGGACGCUCGCGACGACGGAUCCAGCCAAAGCUGCAGAUGUGUCUGCUGCUGCUGCUGCUGCUGCUGCUGCGGCCGGAAACAGCCUUAAGGGCGCCUUCUGGACGCGGCGCCGCUGCGGAUUCCGAGAGCCCGCCGCCGACACCAGAGCCGACACCGACGCUGCAGCAGCAGCAGCAGCAGCAGCAGCAGCAACGAGCUCUGCUGCUGCUGCUGCAGCAGGUUGGAGGACCAGCGAGGCGAGCGAAGCCGGGGACUGGCUCCGGGCGUCCUCGGCCAGUGGACAGCAGCAGCAACUGCUGCUGCAGCAGCAGCAGCUCCUGCAGCAGCAGCUGCUCCAAGACUGCCUCGCCCUCCAGGUCCCUUCUUCUCCGUGCCCCUCUAAAAGAGGGCCCCCCGCGGGGGACCCCACAAACCUCUUAUCCAAAUUAGUAAAGUUAUGUAAAGAGAGACAGCCCUCCGGCGAUGUCUCGGACACUGUGCUGCUGCAGCCCCGGCAGGGAGCUGCUGCUGCGCCACCCGCAGCAGCAGCAGCAGCAGCAGCAGCAGAGGACUGCGCCCCGUCAAGCGCCAACGUCGCCGCGGCGGCUUCUGCUGCAGCAGUCCAGGACCCCGCAGCAGCAGCCGCAGCACUCGUGGAAGCAGAGUUCUCCCUCAUGCGCCAGAUUUCAGGAGCUCUGCGCAGCAGCAGCAGCAGCAGCAGCAGCAGCAGCACCGGCAGCAAGCCCCGUAGUGCACAGGGCAGGGACGCGGGAUGCGUGGGGCCCGCGUUGGGGUCCCCUAUUGAGGUGGCUGCUCGCGCGCUGCAGGAGACGCUGCAGCAGCAGCAGCUGCUGCUGCUAAGCAGCAGCAGCAGCAGCAGCAGCUGCGACGCCGCAAACACGUCUGUCGAUACUCCCGACCGCCUCUCUUCUCUUGUCUUCGCCACUCCCACAACAGCAGCAAGUCUGGGGUCACCUGCGUUGUCUGUGUCUUUGAGUUCGGGCAGCAGCACGAAGCCUGCCUGCGGCGCGGAGGCAGCAGCAGAGGACUGUCUGCAGCCCGCCGCUGCUGCUGCUGCUGCUGCUGCUGCUGCUGCUGCUGCAGCAGGCGUGGGGGCCGUGGAGGCGGAGGGCGCGGCCGGCGGCCCCGGGGAGAGGAGGCAGUCGAGUUCUUCUGUCUCUUCUUCUGCAGCUUUCUCGAGCCCCAAGCCCGAGGACACGCCGCGGGCUGCUGCUGCUGCUGCUGCUGCUGCUGCGGUUCCGCCGCCCUGUGUGGCUGCUGAGCGGCCCGCGGCCGCGGGGCCGAGCAGAGGCGGCGCCGCGGCAGCAGCAGCAGGCGCAGCAGCAGCAGCAGCAGGAGAGAGCCCGAGCGAAGCCCCGCGUGGAGUUUGCGGGGGGUGGGCCCCCCGUUCGGGGGUCCGGGGGCCCCCCAGCGGGGCGGCGGGGGGGCCCCCGGAAGCCGAAAAGAAAGGCAGCAGCAGCAGCAGCAGCAGCAGCAGCAGCAGGCUGCAGCUGAUGAAAGCUGCUGUUUGCGCGCUGCUGCGGGACCUGCGGGACGUGUGUCUGUUGAGCUGGGUGCCUUACUACGUAAUAGAGCCUGAGGAAGAGUUUGCAUGUCUUUCAAAGUGUUUGUCUUUGGCAGAGAGCUGCAGCACGGAGCAGCAGCUGCUGCCACUCUCUGCACCUCUUGCUGCUCUCAUUCUCCAAAACACUCUCCCCAGCAGCCUCCCCGUCCGGCAGCAAAAAGACCUCCUCGAAAAAAUGCUCCGCGCAGCCAAACUCGUCGCCGUCUGA
Eimeria necatrix is the source of this 1843-nucleotide messenger RNA. Its product is annotated as hypothtetical protein, conserved, putative. The record is from RefSeq and is a predicted model, not a curated record. The annotation marks the transcript as partial. The transcript has a single exon. NCBI's taxonomy places the organism in Eukaryota, Apicomplexa, Conoidasida, Eucoccidiorida, Eimeriidae.